GCACCCUCCACCACACUUUUCCAGCCAAGCCCAGACAUACCCCUCCUUGUAAGGUAAAAACUUCAAUGGGAGCCUUCCUUUUUAAUAAAGAAAGCCUCGUGGUGGAACAUCGUUUUGAUCCAUUCAAACGGAAGGAUGAAAGCUCUGCAUAGGAACACAAUGUGAAUGGAAGAGAUCUGUCAUUAUGCAAACGAUACGGCACUCUGAACAGACACUAAAAACAGCUCUCAUCUCAAAGAACCCAGUGCUUGUGUCCCAGUAUGAAAAAUUAGAUGCUGGGGAACAGCGUUUAAUGAAUGAAGCCUUCCAGCCAACCAGUGGUCUCUUUGGACCCAUUACCUUGCAUUCACAAUCAGAUUGGAUCACCUCUCAUCCUGAGGCUCCCCAAGACUUUGAACAGUUUUUCAGUGAUCCUUACAGAAAGACACCCUCUCCAGAGAAGCGCAGUAUUUACAUACAGUCCAUCGGAUCUUUAGGAAACACCAGAAUUAUCAGUGAAGAAUAUAUUAAAUGGCUUAAGGGCUACUGUGAAGCUUUUUUCUAUGGCUUGACAGUAAAACUCCUAGAACCAGUUCCUGUUUCUGCAACAAGGUGUUCCUUUAGAGUCAAUGAUAACACACAAAACCUACAAAUUCAUGCAGGGGACAUCUUGAAGUACUUAAAAAAGAAGAAACCUGAAGAUGCCUUCUGUGUUGUGGGUAUAACAAUGAUUGAUCUUUACCCAAGAGACUCCUGGAAUUUUGUCUUUGGACAGGCCUCUUUGACAGAUGGUGUGGGGAUAUUCAGCUUUGCCAGGUAUGGCAGUGAUUUUUAUAGCUUGCACUACGAAGGCAAACUGAAGAAGCUCCAGAAAACAUCUUCAAGUGACUAUUCAAUUUUUGAUAACUAUUACAUUCCUGAAAUAACUAGUGUUUUGCUGCUUCGAUCCUGUAAGACCUUAGCCCAUGAGAUCGGACACAUAUUUGGACUGCGACACUGCCAGUGGCUCACGUGCCUAAUGCAAGGCUCCAACCACUUGGAAGAAGCUGACCGGCGCCCUCUGAACCUUUGCCCUAUCUGCUUACGAAAGUUGCAGUGUGCUAUUGGCUUCAGCAUUGUAGAAAGAUACAAAGCACUAGUGAGAUGGAUCGAUGAAUCUGCCCACACGCCUGGAGUAACUCCAAAACAUAGUCGUAAGGCUAAGGGGAAUUUACCAAAACCUGUUGAAGCCUUUAAGGAAUGGAAAGAGUGGAUAAUGAAAUGCCUUGCUGUUCUCCAAAAAUAAGGACCUUCGAAUAGGAGUAAUUAAAAUAAAUACUUGCACAUUAUGCUUUCAUUUGGGUGGAGUACUUCAUUGGAAUAAACUAUUUACAGAUUCUGUGCUGUGUCAAAGUAACAGAACAGAACCUUCUUUAAAGCACCUGAAUUGAAAUGAGACUCACUUGAAUAAAAAAAAUUCUAUAAACU
Molecule: messenger RNA, 1446 nt
Organism: Propithecus coquereli (Coquerel's sifaka)
Lineage: Eukaryota; Metazoa; Chordata; Mammalia; Primates; Indriidae
Gene: AMZ2
Product: archaelysin family metallopeptidase 2
Exons: 8
Coding region: 185-1264 (359 amino acids)
Biological process (GO): proteolysis
Molecular function (GO): metallopeptidase activity
Source: RefSeq, a predicted model, not a curated record